AUGACCGAGAAGCACGGCAAGAAGCGCGCCCACACCGGAAGUGCCCGCGGUGAAACACCCCCUGUUGGGCCUCAAGCUGUCUCAGCACCACCGCGCGUCGAUUGUGAACAGCUGAGUAUUAGCAAUGCGCUUCUUCCUGCAGCAACUGAUUCAUCUCGCACCAAACAGGCCAAAGACUCGGUCAACAAGCUCAAGCAGCUAUGGAGAUGGGAUACUUUAACAUCGGUCCACCGCGAUCUUUGCAACCUGAACGAUCCCGACUUCACCGAGAACGCAGCUCAAUUCGCCGAUAUGAUUUGGGCAUCGAGUACCGAGUUAAGCGACAUCAUACCUGAGUUCAAGAGUAUGACAGACAAAUCGCGCCUAGAAUGGGAAGUCAGCAACGUUUACUGGGAUCUCGCCGCCAAAAUCGCCUCCUACAGUGAUGUGGACGAGGCACUGUCGCUUGCCCUUGUUCACGUUGCACAUUCCUUGCCCAUACCUACGUUGGGCCCACAAGGUUCUGGUGCCAACGCUCGCUUCUCAGCCGAAUUUUGGCCGUACCUAUCACGGUACUGCGCCAGACCGCUUCCUUCAGUUUGUUACCGAACACAAUCAGAUGCAUUCAACGAGCUUGAGCCAGAGAAAGGUGACAUUUAUUUUCGAGGCACUACCAUCUUCCAAUCAAGCGGCACCGGCAAGUCGCGCAUGGUCUAUGAAUGUCGACAUCAAACUCCUCUUCUCUAUGUCUGCAUCGGACCAACUAGCGACGAGGGACCGGCCAAGGAAGCUUAUCCCCUCCCUGAUCGUGGUGUACGUGCCUUUUUCGAAAACGCUCAGAAGACCCACAAGGAUAAGUGUAACCUUCAUAUUGCCUGUUUCCUCGGCGCUUGGUUCGCGGUGCUUGCUCACCACCUCGCCAAAUUACCCACUCAGCAGCAAAAACACGACUAUCUGAUGCAGCUCAACCAUCUCGAUCAGAAUGCUGGUCAGAAUCCUCAACGCACCGACUUCUUCCAAACCGUUUUCGAGCGCGCUUCUCUCAGCCUCAAGCUUUCUGACAGAAGCUUGAAGGAUUGGUAUGAUUUUGAUCGCAUCUUCACCGCUCAUAUCCGAUCGCCGCUGGACGCCCUCGAACGAGAGAUGAAGUGCAUUAUAGCUCACAUGCACCCGCCCAACAACCGCGGCGGAUCAUCACCCACACAUCCUGUCAUGGUGGCCUUCGACGACUGCGUCGAACUCAACGUCAGAUCAGACCAAAGCACAAAUCAGCUCGACAGCCUCCACCGCGCAUGGAAUUGGAUCAGCAUCGAACAAGCCAGAGCCAGGACCACGCCGUUCUGGCUUGUGUUGAUAAGUACCAGCAUCAGCGCGGCCUAUUUUGUCAAUCACGCCCCCCCCUUUCUUGCGCCUUGGGAGCUUCUGCGGACUCUCACAUCGUCCACUACGGACGACCGCUGUGGAAGAAGUUCAGGCCUCAAGACCUCUGGGCGUAUGGCCAAACUCAAGUUGACGGGUGGUGAAAAGUUUGCCAUCCGCAAACCCGCCCACUGCCUCGGUGUCUUGGCGUCUCGUCUCGCGCUAAGGCUUUUGCCGACUCAAUCGUCAGACUACAAGCUCUUCGAAUUGCAGAAGCAAUUCGUGGACUGCACAGUCGAUCGCCACAUGCGCAUUGUCACGCAUGUUAGCAGCGAGGGUGUCAUGCACGUUGAAUCUCCAUCAGAGCCUGUGCUAGCCAUCGCUGCUUCCAAUAUCAUGCUGGCUCCCUACCUCCAGGAACCUCAGAAAGCGAGAGGCUACACAUAUUCAGACAUUCUCUUUGGGGGUCAUGGCUUGCUCGAGCCCGGGAACCUCGAGGUUCCCUCGCUGAUGGGCAGUCUCGGAGAACUUGCCUCGCGGAUCAUCUUGAUGGCUGCUUGCGACGCCGUGAAGCGCAAAAGAAUCGAACAAACCGAGCCAAAGGAAACGUCGCACUUCAAGCACGUGCCCGCCAGCAUCUUCGCCAAGCCCGUGCCUCUCGAAAGCGUUCUUGAGAACCUUGCCGACCUCGACGAGGCCAAUCUCGCUGCGCUGCGUCAACGCCUUGAAGACGUCUACGAUGCCGGCUCGCGCACCGAACGAAAUGCAAUUCCAAUCAGAGAUCAGUCACAGUCGGCUUCCGCCACGCUGCCGAUGUGGAUCAACUUUACGCAUUUCGACGUGCUGCCCAAAGCGAUCAACGAGAUAACACCCGAAUUUCUGUGGUACUGUUGGAAACGUGGAGUAGCCGUGCAAAUGGUGCACGCGCAGUAUGGCAUCGAUGGCAUCAUCCCGGUCUUUGUAGGUUCAUCCACCGAUGCCUCUAACGCCAGCCUUGAGCCCAGAGAGGCCGAGAUGCACGCUGCGCGCUACAUGACCUACGUUGCCUGGGAAGCAAAGAACCAAAGGGAUCCACAGAGCACCACGGUCCCUGCUAGGUCAGCGCCUGCCAUUGCUGGACCGGUGAUCAAGAGCGCCUUGAUGGCACCGCCAAACGAGAAGCCACUGACCGAACAGGCUCUGUUGAGCGUGCUUCUCGACCUUGGCACAAGGACCGGAUUCAAACAAGCGCCAGACGGCUUACGACCCCAAGUGAUACCUCUUACGGGUCAACAGUGUCCUCGGCUGUGCAUCCGGGGUAUGCUCGAUUCGCACGCUUACCCCUGUCUGGACCUUUUCGAGUUCCGCAGAUUCUUGAUGCGUAUUCUGUUAUCUAGGUACGAUCCCGUACCCGACUCUCUCACUAACAUGGAAAAGGCCCUGUGGAAUGAGCGCAUCCAGCCCGAUUCAGAUUCCAUCUAA
Mycosarcoma maydis (corn smut) is the source of this 2799-nucleotide messenger RNA. RefSeq lists its product as uncharacterized. Bases 1 to 2799 code for a protein of 932 amino acids. NCBI's taxonomy places the organism in Eukaryota, Fungi, Basidiomycota, Ustilaginomycetes, Ustilaginales. The transcript has 3 exons. The record is from RefSeq and is a predicted model, not a curated record.